This is a messenger RNA of Desarmillaria tabescens, 719 nucleotides long. Its product is annotated as pectate lyase superfamily protein-domain-containing protein. The record is from RefSeq and is a predicted model, not a curated record. The coding region runs from base 124 to 609 and encodes 161 amino acids. Gene Ontology annotation, molecular function: polygalacturonase activity. The transcript has 4 exons. NCBI's taxonomy places the organism in Eukaryota, Fungi, Basidiomycota, Agaricomycetes, Agaricales, Physalacriaceae.
ACUCCAACGACGGCAAAUGACUUCUUUACAUCGUAUGGUACCUCACUGUACCUAUUUCCACGUACCAUUCGAAUCCUAUUUGAAAAGCCGACCUUCUCGGUUGCUGGACAAGAACAAAACUCCAUGCCGUGUGACAUCCUCUCGUCGUGUUCUAUCAUGCUUUUUCUCCCGAUACCAAGCUUAAUCCUCACUAUUUCAUUUUCUGUGCUUUUGGCGACGCCUUCAAACUCGGCAGCAAUAGCCAAUGGGACAUCGACUGGAGAACCCUUUUGGCUGGAAGUUAUCAAACAUCAGGGCUCUUCCCCGUUCAAUCCUGAUCCAGGAUCGUACCAGGUUUUUCGCAAUGUCAAGGAUUUCGGAGCCGUGGGCGAUGGUCAAAACGACGAUACCGAAGCUAUCAAUAAUGCUAUCUCUUUCGGUGGAAGAUGCGGAGGGGGAGAAUGCAUUUCUUCUACCACCACACGUGCCAUCGUGUAUUUUCCAGCUGGGACAUAUCUCGUUUCAGAAUCGAUUAUAGCUUACUACGCUACUCAGCUCAUUGGUGACCCUAACAAUCCGCCAACGUUGCUAGCUUCAGAUUCCUUCAAUGACCUCGCUGUUAUUGGUUAGUUGUUCAACUUGGCGCUCCCCAUAUCAUAAUGUCGACUAUUUGGUUCAGAUGCUGACCCUUACAGCCCUGUGCAUUGGUACACGUCUACCAACAAUUUCUUCCGUUCUGU